AUGGCGGCGGCGGAGGCGAUCUGCGGCGAGGACGAGCCGGCCCCGCGCGGGGACCCGGCGGCCGAAUGCGCGGAAACGGCCGCGGCGGGCGGCGGGAUCGAGCGGCUGGAUCUCGGCGACGGGCGGGCGGCGCUGGUGGCGGGCGGGAAGCGGAGCGUCUACCUCAUGGACUGCGAGCCCGUCUGGGGCUGCGUCGCCACGCCCGGCCGCGGCGGGGAGAUGGAGGACGCCUGCGCCGCGCUGCCGCGCUUCGCCGACGUGCCCGUGCGCCUCCUCGCCAGGCGCCGCGACCUCGACGGCCUCGGCAUCGACGCCGACGCGCUACGCCUGCCCUCGCACCUCUUCGCCGUAUUCGACGGACACGGCGGGGCCGAGGUGUCCAACUACUGCCGGGAGAGGCUCCACGUCCUCCUGAGCAAGGAGCUGAGGCGGCCCACUACAGAACUCGGCGAGAUGAGCGACGUGGACAUGAAGGAGCACUGGGAGGACCUCUUCGCCCGGUGCUUCCAGCUCGUCGACGACGAGGUCUCAGGGCUCUCCACCAGGCUCGUCGACGGGGAGCCCCGGCUCGAGCCCAUCACGGCCGAGAACGUGGGCUCCACGGCGGUCGCCGUGCUCGUGUGCUCCUCCCACGUGAUCGUGGCCAACUGCGGGGACUCGCGCAUCGUGCUCUCGCGCGGGAAGGAGCCCGUGCCGCUCUCCAUUGAUCAGAAGCCUGACAGGAAGGAUGAGCGCGCGAGGAUCGAGGCUGCCGGAGGCAAGGUCAUCCAGUGGAACGGUCACCGGGUGUCCGGCAUACUAGCUAUGUCUCGAUCAAUUGGUGACCGAUACUUGAAGCCGUACAUCAUCCCGAAACCAGAAGUUGCAGUUGUUGCUCGGGCUAAAGAUGAUGACUGUCUCAUUCUGGCCAGUGAUGGGCUGUGGGAUGUCGUGUCGAAUGAAGAGGCAUGCAAAGUUGCACGUCGGCAAAUCCAGCAGUGGCACAAAAAUAACAGUGUUACGACAUCAUCAUCAGAUGGAGGUGAUGGAUCUACUGAUCCUGCUGCCCAAGCAGCUGCUGAUUACCUUGCAAGGCUCGCACUGAAGAAAGGAAGUCAGGAUAAUAUCAGUGUAAUUGUGGUUGACUUGAAACCACGGAGAAAAGCCAAGAACAAUUCCUAACAUUGCUUAAAUACACCUGGACCCUUAUCUUUGUCUAGAGACUUGACCCACAUUUUUUUGUUGGGUUCCAAGAAUUGUACAUGUAUAUGGUAGAUGUAUUUUCAACCUAGGGGUUAUGAUUAAUUGUAUCCCCAUUUUGCA
Molecule: messenger RNA, 1302 nt
Organism: Lolium rigidum
Lineage: Eukaryota; Viridiplantae; Streptophyta; Magnoliopsida; Poales; Poaceae
Product: protein phosphatase 2C 50-like
Exons: 4
Coding region: 1-1161 (386 amino acids)
Biological process (GO): protein dephosphorylation
Molecular function (GO): protein serine/threonine phosphatase activity; cation binding
Source: RefSeq, a predicted model, not a curated record